Striga asiatica is the source of this 1103-nucleotide messenger RNA. The record is from the annotation of a GenBank genome assembly. Lineage: Eukaryota; Viridiplantae; Streptophyta; Magnoliopsida; Lamiales; Orobanchaceae.
AUGUUGCUUUUCCUUAUGAUGUACGAAAUUCUUGUCGUUAUUGCAAUGUUCAGUGAACAAGAUUCCACCUUUAUGGAUCCUCUUUGUGGCGUAUCUAUCAUAAACUCGUCACUUGAGGCAACAAACGAGAAUCUCCCUCCAAAUGUCAUAAAACAGCUGGCAAAGGAGCUGAAGAAUCUUGAUGAAACCCCUCCGGAGGGCAUUAAAGUUGGGGUGAACGAUGAUAAUUUUUCGGUUAUAUAUGCUGAUAUUGAUGGCCCAGCUGGAACGCCAUAUGAAAAUGGGGUUUUUCGCAUGAAGUUGAUAUUAUCUCAUGAUUUUCCACAAUCUCCACCUAAAGGAUAUUUCCUGACCAAGAUUUUUCAUCCUAAUAUUGCAACCAAUGGCGAAAUCUGUGUGAAUGCUCUGAAGAAAGAUUGGAACCCAACUCUUGGCUUACGCCACGUCUUAAUUGUGAUUAGAUGCUUAUUGAUCGAACCAUUUCCAGAAUCUGCUUUAAAUGAACAAGCUGGCAAGAUGCUGCUCGAAGAUUACGAGGAGUAUGCCAGACAUGCUAGGCUAUACACGGGAAUACACGCCCUCAAGCCGAAGCCAAAGCUCAAAACGGGCCCCAUCUCUGAGUCAACCGCUGCCCUAAAUGUUGACCAAGUCAACGCCUCGACAAAGUGUCCCGAUCAGAAAAACCAUCCCCUCUCAAGCCAGGUUCCUCCCUCCCCACUGGCAACAAAACCGGAAAACGGUCAAGACUACACGGCCGCCACUCAUUCAUCUGCCGGUGGCUCGAAAGCGGCUCCUCCGGCUGCCACCGCCACUGCCCUGAAGAAGGAAGCUGGGCUGAGUAAGGCUCAAUCAGACAAAAAGAAGAUCGAUGCUAGAAAGAAAAGCUUGAUGAGAUUAUGAGAGAGGCUCUUGUGUUAAAAAUUCUCUGGCCAAUAUUUCUUUUGGAGGGGAUGAUAUAAUUUGUACUGUUGGAGAAUUGUGGUAGUGAAAGACUGAAGCUUGGAUAUGAUAAUAACUUGUUCCCUCAUUUGCAUUAUUAUACUUUUUAGCUCCUUUCUUCUUCAUGCCUGGUUAUUUGCUGCAUUUUUUUUUUUUUUGGUUUA